Messenger RNA from Penicillium malachiteum, 222 nucleotides. RefSeq lists its product as uncharacterized. NCBI's taxonomy places the organism in Eukaryota, Fungi, Ascomycota, Eurotiomycetes, Eurotiales, Aspergillaceae. The transcript has 2 exons. The record is from RefSeq and is a predicted model, not a curated record. Bases 1 to 222 code for a protein of 73 amino acids.
AUGCCUCUCAAAUCGUGGUCUUGGAGAAGCUUGCAGCUACGUAGUCUUGUGGCGUUUCUCGCAACGUUCCCCUUCCGUUACUAUCCUAUGACAAACGCUAGCCGAUAUGUCUUCGCCUUCAUGAAAGAUGAGCAGAAUUCAGGACAUGAUGAGGAAGAUUCUCUGGGUGGCCGCAUGGACAAUGACAUGCUCAAUCAUCAUUUGGGGCCGUACAUCCCAUGA